AUGAGCUACAUCAUGCCAGCACGCAGCGAGAUCAGUGACGGUGAGACGGUGGUCGGUGGCCCGACUAUGAACCAUUCCGCGAAGCCCAAGGGCAAGUCAAUUGAGGAGACCACCGAGACCAUACCCCAUGGCACAGUGGUGCACGGCCUGACAGCGAACGCGGACUACUUCUCGGAGGACAGGCCGUAUCUCUUCAAGAUCGGCGAGGGGAACCUACCAGCUGCACUGCAGAAGCUGGACAACCAGUUGAAGUCGAGAAACGAAGGCAAGAUCCUGUCGAAGAAGUCUCCAACGGACUGGAUCGGCCGCGAAGUGAACCCCGGCGAGAUUGGCUUGAUUAACCAUGGUGGCCUGCCUAGUGUGCUGCUCAGACCCGGACGCUAUCCCUCGUUCCCAUUGCGCAACUGGUGGGCAAGAUCCUGGGCGGGAACUCGCAACUUGUCCUCGAGCGUCAUUACCUUCAAAGGUUUGACCAUCGUGCAAGUGUCGCAGAACCAAGCCGCUGUCGUUUCAGAUCCUCAGAACCGCAUUUUCGUCGUCAAGAACGCGGGAUUCGUGGCGUAUGGUAUCUCUGGAAACUACGACGUACUUGCAGUUGUUGACCAGACUCACUUGUCAACGCCCGUACGCGACCAUGUCACCAAGGUUACGCUUGGGCACAUGCAUGAAGUCAAGGACACAGUUGGAAAGCAGGAGUUUGUUGUCGCUAUUUUUUUGGACAUUCCCGCCAACAACUGUGCUAUCCUUCAGCGGGGCGACGACCUCGAACUCCUUCAGGCCGGACAGCAUUGCGUGACGAACCCGAACGUUACGCUGCGCGGAAUGUACACCCUUGGCGAGAAUCAGUUCGAGAUGCCCACGAAGGAUAUCUAUACUCGCGACCAGGUUCCCGUUAGCUUGACGCUCUACCUCAAGUGGCAGCUCACCGAGCCACUGAAGCUCGCCACGCAUGGCUACGAGACGCCAUACGACGCGCUUCGCGACAAGACCCAGUCUAUUCUGACCCAGAUCGUGGCUCAUCUUGAAUACAGCUCGAUGGUCAAGCAGCGCUCCAUGGCGCCGGAGAUGGAAGACCAGGCAGAGAGGGACGAUCCCUCGUCGCAGUUCCUCGACUCGCUGAGGACGCGUGCUAUGGACGACCUCCACGCCGCUGCCUUGGAGUAUGGUAUCGUACUGAAGGACCUUGCUGUCAUUGACCGCCAGUUCAAGGGUGACAUCGCAGCAACGAUGGAGAAGCUUACGACGCGUGCUUUGCAAGCGCAAGUCGAAGCUGCGAAUGUUGAUCGCGAGAACAGCAACAAGGUUAAGCAGGAGGAGGGUGCGCUGUCUGUGGCCCGCAUCAAGGCCAUGGCUCGCAACACACAAGCUGAUGCUGAGGCGUACUCAGUCAUUGCUGCUGCUAAGGCUGAAGCUGAACGUACACGUAUCGCCGCUGCCUCACAGGCAGAAGCAGUCAAGCUCGCUGCAGAGGCUCAGGCGGAAGCCGUACGUAUCAAGGCCCAGGCCGAUGCGCAAGUCACAGACAACUUCGCGCGUGAGAUGGAGAUGCGUCGCGUGGAGGUUCAGCGCGUAGAGGCGUUCGGCGAACGUGCUGUCUUCGUUCCCACCGACGGCAUCGGCGCAUCAGCUGGCGGUUCCAUGCUCACUGGGCUCGCAGCUGGACUGGGUGCCGACUCUGCGAGGCGCUAG
Peniophora sp. CBMAI 1063 is the source of this 1689-nucleotide messenger RNA. The record is from the annotation of a GenBank genome assembly. Lineage: Eukaryota; Fungi; Basidiomycota; Agaricomycetes; Russulales; Peniophoraceae.